Molecule: messenger RNA, 3289 nt
Organism: Silurus meridionalis
Lineage: Eukaryota; Metazoa; Chordata; Actinopteri; Siluriformes; Siluridae
Gene: itih2
Product: inter-alpha-trypsin inhibitor heavy chain 2
Exons: 20
Coding region: 148-2961 (937 amino acids)
Biological process (GO): hyaluronan metabolic process
Molecular function (GO): serine-type endopeptidase inhibitor activity
Source: RefSeq, a predicted model, not a curated record
UAUUGAUGAGGCUCAGAGGGCUAGAACCUGCUGACUGAUAAUUUGCCUCCUAGUGCUUUUGUGUGUGUAGGUGUGUGUGAGUGUGAGUGUGUGAAGCACUGGCCAUUUUGCCUUUUGCGGGACGUAUUUCGCUCCUGUUCAGCCACCAUGAAGCUCCCAGCACUACUGCUGGCCGUUCUGCUCUUUUCACAAUGUUUGGCCUUCGAGUUCAUUAUUGAUGGAGAGUGGGAAGAGGGGUCAGAUCACGACGAUCAUUUUAGAGAAAGUUCCAGAUACAGAAGAAACAUAUUGACCAGUGAAGAAGAAGAGGACUUUGAGGCUGUCCGUGGAGAUGAUAUCACAGUGAAGAGCUACAAGGUCGAGAGCAGAAUUACAUCACGGUUUGCUUACACCACUGUUAGUAGCUCGGUGGUGAACUCAGGCCUCAAUGCACAGAGCAUCGGCUUCAAUGUGCAGAUCCCUAAAAGAGCCUUUAUCAACAACUUCACCAUGAACGUCAACGGGAUCACAUUUGUCGGCUCAGUGAAGGAGAAAACUGUUGCUCGUAAACUGUACUCUCAAGCCAAAUCCCGCGGCAAAGCUGCAGGCAUAGUCAGAACCAACUCUCAGGCCAUGGAAACCUUUAAAACUGAGGUCCAUGUACCUGCAGGCAGCAAGAUUGAGUUUGAGCUGCACUAUCAGGAAAUGAUGCAGAGAAAAUUGGGUUCCUACACACACACUCUGCACAUUCAGCCGGGUCGACUGGUGCCACACCUGCAGGUUGAUGUGUAUAUAUUCGAGCCUAAAGGCAUCCAGUUUGUGGAGGCACCGAAUACACUGGGCGAGCAUUUUAAAGGUAUGACUAAGAUCACACACACGAAACAGAAGGCCCAUGUGGUGUUCAAACCCAGCCUGCAACAACAACGCAAGUGUAGCAAUUGUACUGAGACUGCCGUGGAUGGCGUAUUUACUGUACAAUAUGAUGUCGAGAGAGAAAGCAACGAAGGAGAACUGGUGGUGUCUGAUGGUCAUUUCAUUCAUUUCUUUGCACCAUCCAAUCUCUCUCCUCUAUCCAAAAACAUUGUAUUUGUGAUCGAUGUGAGUGGCAGCAUGUGGGGCUUGAAGAUGAAGCAGACAGUGGAGGCCAUGAAGACCAUCCUGGAUGAUCUGACGGUGGAUGACAAUUUUAGUAUCAUCGACUUUAAUCACAAUGUUCGGUGUUGGAGUGAGGAGCUUGUCCCAGGAAACGCUCUACAAGUUGCAAAUGCCAAGAAAUACAUCCAGGACAUCAAACCAAAUGGAGGAACCAACAUCAAUGAGGCCCUGCUGAAGGCAGUGCAGAUGCUUUUGAAGGCACAAAAUCAGGGCAUCAUCGAUCAGCGCUCCGUCUCUAUGAUCAUCCUGGUGUCUGAUGGAGACCCCACAGUGGGAGAGAUAAAGCUCAGCACCAUUCAGAAGAACAUAAAACGUGUCAUGCAUCAGGAUUUCUCUCUCUACUCUCUCGGCAUUGGGUUUGAUGUGGAUUUUGACUUCCUUGAGCGCAUCGCCUUGGAAAACCGGGGCAUGGCCCAGAGGAUCUUUGCAAAUCAUGAUGCUUCAGAGCAGCUGAAGAUGUUCUACAGCCAGGUCUCAUCCCCAAUGCUAAGGAAGAUUACUAUCCAUUUACCUGUGGACUCUGUGACAGACGUCACUCAAAAUCAAUUUGAUAAGUUCUUCAAAGGCUCGGAGCUGGUCACUGCUGGCAAACUUAAACUUAGUGGAUCCACCACAUUGAAUAGUUUCAUCACUGCUGCUGCUGCCACCCUUGACAUAAACCUUCAGACAGAUGCAGACCCCCAGGAACUUGACACUGUGCUCAGUCAACAACAGCAUUCAUUUGCUGGUUUUGCUCGCCAGAUGUGGGCCUACAUUACUAUCAAUCAACUGCUGGCUGAGCGCUCUGUGGCACCCACAGCAGCCAAGAAGCGAAAGAUCACACAUCGGCUUCUCACCCUGUCCGUGGAGCAUCAGUUUGUCACUCCUGUCACUGCAUUACUGGUGGAAAGUGAGGAUGGACCUGAAAGACUGCUGGCUGACUCACCCAGGGACCCCAGACAUGGCUGCUGUCCUGCCGCAGGUGUCAUUACUCCUCAGAAAGUGACCCUGGUAGAAAGUAUUCCUCCAUCCCGGCCUCCAUGGGUAGAGUUUUUAUCACCAACCCCAAGCCCAGUAAAAGGAGUGUCUCCUAUUACACUUGUGGAAAACGACCCUCAUUUCAUUGUCCACCUGCCCAAGAGCAACAUGGACAUCUGUUUCAACAUUGACUCCAAACCAGGACACAUUCUCAACCUAGUGUCUGACCCUGGAACAGGAAUUGCAAUCAAUGGCCAGUUGGUGAGUGGCAAGAAAAUGAAAAACAACAAAUUGAACACAUACUUUGGCACCAUCUCCAUUUCCGCCAAGGAGAUUGGGUUGAAUGUUGUGGUGAGCACCAAGAAGAUCGACUUGAUGGAAGGCAAAAACAACCACUCUUUUUCCUGGGGAGCCACAGCUAAAAUAACCCUUACAAGGGCCAUGGUUUCCAUCGAGAAGGAGAGCAAGAUGACUGUGACACUGGAUGGUAAGAUCUCAGUGAUGGUGCUGCUGCAUCGUGUAUGGAAGAAGCAUCUAAUUAACGUGGACUUCCUGGGAAUCUACAUGCCCAGCACUAACCUGUACUCACCGCAGGUCCAUGGUCUAAUCGGGCAGUUUUCAAAUGAGCCCAGUGUUAAGGUAUAUGAUGUGCAUGAAGGAACGGAGCCAGACAAGAAACAGGCCACCAUGGAAGUGAAGGGCAACAAGCUUAUGGUCACCAGGGGCAAGCAGAAGGACUAUCGAUUGGAUAAGAAGCAAGGUUCGGAUGUGAAUUGCUGGUUUGUCCAUAACAGCGGGAAAGGCUUCAUCGAUGGCCAUUACACCAGCUAUAUUGUCCCCAACCUGGACAGCUUCCUCCCCACUGUCUGAGCAUAUUAGCACAAAAAUAAUGAAUAGGGUCGGUCAGAUAUACAGAGAAGGAAAAGUUGUAUAAGAAAGUGUAUCUUCAAACUGACUCAUACAACAGAACUGUAAGGAAGAAACAUUCGAAGCAGUUACAGGUGGUGCUUUACAUACAUUUAAUCCAUUAAGAAACAAAAAUUUCACAUUGUCCAGUGUACACUGUUCAUACAAUCCAAUGCUUCCUCCUAGAAUUUAAAUCACAAUGUGAAUCCAUUUAGAUUUUAUACUGUCCUUACAAUCAUGUUAACUUUAAUUAUAGUCAAUCCUGAUAUCUAUUAAAAUUGAAGAAAAUUUA